GUUGCAGUCUCUCAUAUCUCGCAACCCACCUGAAAGAAUUGGAGAGGGUCGAGAGAGUUGUGUGUGUCAAAGAUGAGGACUCUUCUAGUAGCUCCUUCACCUCUACGCACCUUUUCCCCAUAUUCACGCUUUCUUUACUCUAAUCUCAACAAUAAUGCUACUCAUAACUACCUUCUUUCACCUUCUCCAUCUAAAUCCGUUUCCUCACUAACCUCAACUCUUCCUCUUUUCGCCAUGGCUUCUCAGAAUGUAUCAUCUGGUGAUGAAGUUGAUAUCUUUCAGUUGAUUGGAGCUCAUCAGGAAAAGGCUGCUAGGCUAUCUCCUAUAGAAGAUGUUAGAACACUUCUUCAUUAUAGCCUGCGUGGUGUGCUUUCUACUUUCUCUCAGAAGUAUGAGGGCUAUCCUUCAGCUUCCAUGGUUGAUUUUGCAUGCGAUGCCUAUGGAUCUCCAAUAUUAGCCGUUAGCAACUUGGCUGUUCACACCAAGGACCUCUUAGCUACUUCUAGAUGCUCAUUGCUUGUUGCAAGAGAUCCUGAAGAUAGGACUGACUUAGUAAUUACAGUGCAUGGUGAUGCUGUUCUUGUACUGGAAACAGAGAAAGAAGGUAUUCGAGCCACAUAUUUGGCUAGGCAUCCUAAGGCAUUUUGGGUUGACUUUGGUGACUUCCAAUUCAUGCGCAUUGAACCCAGAAUUGUACGUUAUGUAUCGGGCGUUGCAACUGCCAUAUUGGGAUCUGGAGAAUUUAGCAAAGAAGAGUUUAGAACAGCUAAAGUAGAUCCAAUAUACCAAUUUUCGAAGCCAAUCACGUCACAUAUGAAUAAAGAUCAUGCCGAGGAUACCAAGCUGAUUGUGCAGCACUCAACUUCAGUUCCGGUGGACUUUGCCUACAUGUUGGAUGUAGACAGUCUUGGUUUUAAUGUCAAGGCUUGCUACCAGGACAACAAUUUCAAGCUUCGAGUUCCAUUCCCUAGACGUGCUGGAGACAGAAAAGACGUGAAGGCACUUAUUGUUGAAAUGCUUCAGGCUGCCAGGACUUAGGGUCAUUGAUUAACCAUUAUAAUUUUCCAUUCCAGCUUCAUAUUGGUGUGGGAGUUCUAUAUCAUGUAAAUAUUUUGAAACACAGCUCUGUGGAAUGCAUGUUUCACAAUGAGAUUUCAAGAUUCCUAAGCAUAUAUAUGUAAUCUGAUAGCAAACCAGCCAUUUUAGUGAUCAUCUGGCUCUGGUGAAGUUUCUCAAAUUCACCUUCUGAUAAUACACUAAUUUUUGCCAAUAUUACGUAUCAUAAGUUUAAUAGUAACAAAUCAGCCCA
Molecule: messenger RNA, 1309 nt
Organism: Solanum dulcamara
Lineage: Eukaryota; Viridiplantae; Streptophyta; Magnoliopsida; Solanales; Solanaceae
Exons: 12
Coding region: 73-1038 (321 amino acids)
Source: RefSeq, a predicted model, not a curated record